Mastomys coucha (southern multimammate mouse) is the source of this 807-nucleotide messenger RNA. It is a transcript of the gene Ramp2, whose product is annotated as receptor activity modifying protein 2. Gene Ontology annotation, biological process: receptor internalization; cellular response to hormone stimulus; calcium ion transport. Bases 85 to 627 code for a protein of 180 amino acids. Gene Ontology annotation, cellular component: cell surface; membrane; signaling receptor complex. The transcript has 4 exons. NCBI's taxonomy places the organism in Eukaryota, Metazoa, Chordata, Mammalia, Rodentia, Muridae. The record is from RefSeq and is a predicted model, not a curated record. Gene Ontology annotation, molecular function: coreceptor activity.
CUGCGGCUCGGGCCGGGGAUAUAGGCGCCCCCGCCCGGGCCAGCUCAGCUCCGCCGCCCCUCUCGCCAUCUCGCCCAAGGCGUGAUGGCUCCGCUCCGGGUAGAGCGCGCCCCGGGUGGAUCUCCGCUCGGUGUGACCCGCGCCCAGCUGCCGGCCGCGUUGCGCCUCCCUCCGCUGUUGCUGCUGCUGCUGCUGCUGGGCGCUGUCUCAUCCUCUCCGGAGCCCCUGAAUCAAUCUCAUCCCACUGAGGACAGCCUUGUAUCAAAAGGGAAGAUGGAAGACUACGAGACAAGUGUCCUACCUUGCUGGUAUUAUUACAAGAGUAGCAUGGACUCUGUCAAGGACUGGUGCAACUGGACUUUGAUUAGCAGGUAUUACAGCAACCUGCAGUAUUGCUUGGAGUACGAGGCGGACAAGUUUGGGCUGGGCUUCCCAAAUCCCUUGGCAGAAAGUAUCAUCCUCGAGGCUCACCUGGUACACUUUGCCAACUGCUCCCUGGUGCAGCCCACCUUCUCUGACCCCCCAGAGGAUGUGCUCCUGGCCAUGAUCAUAGCCCCCAUCUGCCUCAUCCCGUUCCUUGUCACUCUUGUGGUGUGGAGGAGUAAAGACAGCGAUGCCCAGGCCUAGGGUCCAUAUCUCGGCAGCCCUCUUUUUCCCUUUCUCCUGCUGGAACCAGGAAUCUCUCCUCCCCUCCCUACCCACUUACUCUCAUUCUUCCCACAGACCUUUGGAUUAGUGGAAAUGGCAGCAAAGGGGACUCAUGGCACAAUGUCUGUAGUCUUUAAAAUAAAAUAUGUUUUUGUACAA